AUGAUGUUUCCAAAGGAAAAAAUUGUUACAGCCGCCUGCUCACAGCCUUCUGCCAGACUAAGAUACGUCCCCUAUGCAAAGAGCCAUGUUCCAAGGUAUCAUCAGUGGAUGUCGGAUCCAGAAAAUCUUGAGGAUAUUUACGAUAACACGAUGGUUGGGGAUCUUAAUGCAACGCUAUGCCCGGUCGAGGAAUUCCAGCAUCCCUCACUGUCGGCAGAUCUGGUGAUCGAGCUUCAGGUGAUGAUUGGCGACUCUCAAAACAGGAGAAAGGGAUUUGCAAAAGAGUCAUUGGAGCAUUUGAUUUCCCAUGUCGGUAUGCAUUGUUUUAACGCUUUAGAAGCCGUACUGAAUGGACAGGAAAUCUCGUGCAUUGCAAUUGCAAAGAUCCUAGAAUCGAACGACGCCAGCAUUGGGCUGUUCAAAUCGCUGAAUUUCAAAUUUCUCCGAAAAAUUGAAGUCUUUCAAGAGUGCUGCUAUCCAUGUUGCUUCAAAUAUGGGCAUUGUGGAAAUACGGAAGAGCACUGCACCAUCAAAAGUGGAUGUAUAUUUGGAUGUUGGGACUCCACACUGACCACCGUUUCUCUGAAUACGCCUGCAAAAAAAGAAAUCACCACUGACUUUGCAUCUCCCCAAGCAAAAGCAUUUUCUGCUGACGACAAAAGGUCACUUGAUGUAAAACCGAAACCCAAAAAUAAUGACAAGAAAGGGUCCGUCUCAUCCAAGAAGAUCUUUUAUGGAUGCUCAAUUCCACAAGCUAUUUCGCUCACCUUUGACGAUGGUCCCUCUUCCUUCACAGAUGGCAUUCUCGACAUUCUUCGGGAUUAUGGAGUCAAGGGAACCUUUUUUGUCAUCGGAUCAAAUAUUAACACUUCUUCUUCUCGAGCAACUAUCAAGAGAAUUGUCGCCGAGGGCCAUGUAUUGGGCUCGCACACGUGGAGCCAUCCGGAUCUUACUACCAUCCCAGACGAAGAAAUCAUCGACGAGAUGAAAAAGACUUCAGACAUGAUCUUUGCCUCUGCGGGUACCAUAUGCUUUCCAACUCGUAGGUGUCCGCCCAAAGUUUAUGAGACCCCCAUAUGGCUCAAUCAACGAGCGUGUGCAAAACAUUCUGCAGAAGCAGUUGAAUUACACCAUCAUCUUGUGGAACUUGGAUUCAAAUGA
Messenger RNA from Mitosporidium daphniae, 1161 nucleotides. RefSeq lists its product as uncharacterized. The record is from RefSeq and is a predicted model, not a curated record. NCBI's taxonomy places the organism in Eukaryota, Fungi, Microsporidia. Gene Ontology annotation, cellular component: membrane. Bases 1 to 1161 code for a protein of 386 amino acids. Gene Ontology annotation, biological process: carbohydrate metabolic process. The transcript is spliced from 3 exons. Gene Ontology annotation, molecular function: hydrolase activity, acting on carbon-nitrogen (but not peptide) bonds.